GAAAUAUAUGGCAUGAAGAACUAUUAAAUAGUGAAAUUGAAAAUCUAACGUCUCUGAAAUGCAUUAACUAAUCACAUUAUGAACAGAGAAAGUACUGGAGGACAAAGAUGAAAAUUGCAUUUAUUUAUAACUAGAAUUAAGUUCGAAAUAUUGUGAACAAACGUCUUUAGUUAUUUUUGUUUACAAACGAGGAAGGAAUAGUAUUGGUUUUAUGGAGAAUAUAAGGCCAUUUACGUUUCCAGCGCGUUGUUCAAUCACAAAACUGUAAAUCUAGUUGUUUAGUUUCUUGUCAUUCGAACAAACUUUGGACGUUAACCCAUUUUCCCCGCUAAAAUCCUUCCUUUCGCUGCCUUCUUUCCAGGAUCUGUUUAGCGAGGUCAUCUAAGCUUCAUCUGACAUAAACGCUCGAUAUCUUUAGUAAUAUGGCAUCGGGGCUUUCUAAAUUAAAGCUAUUGAAUCUUUCUUUUAGGUGUGCAUGGAAUCCUAUUUCAUUCAUCUGUCGUCCUGAGUGUUCUUCCGCAAAAUUCAGUCUUUCUGAAUACAAGACUUUUAAGCUAGACACCACACCACCGCAUGAAACCGAGUGUAGUCGCGAAGAUGCACUUAAAUACCUCGAUAGUCUUCAUCGUAUCCGCAGAAUGGAAACGGCUUUAGGUAAUAUGUAUAAAGAAAAGCUCAUCCGUGGUUUCUGUCAUCUGUACUCUGGCCAGGAGGCAGUUGCAGUUGGUAUUGAGGCUGCUUUACAACCGGGUGAUACCAUUAUCACUGCUUAUCGUUGCCACGGAUUCACAAUGACUCGUGGUGUUUCUGUUCAUGGUAUAGUUGCAGAACUCGCAGGAAAGAAGACUGGUUGCACAAAAGGUUUGGGCGGCAGUAUGCAUCUUUACGCGAAAGAUUUUUAUGGUGGUAAUGGCAUCGUUGGCGCUCAGGUCCCUGUGGGUGUUGGUAUAGCAUUACGUAUGAAACAUCGUGGUGAAAAGUUUGUUUCAGUAACUCUUUAUGGCGAUGGUGCGGCUAACCAGGGACAGGUGUUUGAAGCCUAUAAUAUUGCGAAGUUAUGGAAUCUUCCUGUGAUUUUCAUUUGCGAAAACAAUAAAUAUGGUAUGGGAACAUCUGUGCAGCGUUCCUCUGCUAAUCCCAAUUACUAUACUCGUGGAGAUUACAUUCCUGGAUUAUGGGUCGAUGGUAUGGAUGUACUUACAGUUAGAGAGGCCACACGUUUUGCUGCUGAUUGGUGUCGUUCCGACAAAGGACCAAUAAUAUUAGAAACAGAGACUUACCGUUACCACGGUCACAGCAUGAGUGACCCAGGCACUAGUUAUCGUACUCGUGAGGAAGUUCAGUCGAUGAGGCGUGGACGAGAUCCUAUAGCUUUAUUUCAGAAAAGUAUUGUAGACAGUGGGUUAUGUACACAGGACGAAGUCAAGGAGAUCGAAAAAAGAGUUCGAACCGAAGUCGAUAAAGACGUAGAAAAGGCUAUUAGCGACUCAGAACCACCACUGGAGACCAUGUUUGGUAACGUUUAUCAUGGAAUUCCUCCAAACUACAAGAUUCGAGGUUGCGAUUUAAAAACUUGGGGUUCAUCAUUUGUAACCAAAUGGUGAAAGUUUUACGUGUUCUCGAAUUUGAAAAUCCUGGUCAGUUUGUACUACCUAAUUUAUUAGUCAGGCUUCUAGUAAUUUUUAUGAUACAGAGAAUUAUAAAUAUUUAUUUCUAAUUUCAUGAAAGCUUGUCUAUCUGUAAGUAAUUUUAAAGAUUUUACUGCCUGAAAUACAGUCUCAUACUUUA
Schistosoma turkestanicum is the source of this 1788-nucleotide messenger RNA. The record is from the annotation of a GenBank genome assembly. Lineage: Eukaryota; Metazoa; Platyhelminthes; Trematoda; Strigeidida; Schistosomatidae.